Molecule: messenger RNA, 1139 nt
Organism: Phlebotomus argentipes
Lineage: Eukaryota; Metazoa; Arthropoda; Insecta; Diptera; Psychodidae
Exons: 2
Coding region: 117-752 (211 amino acids)
Source: RefSeq, a predicted model, not a curated record
GAUAUAUCGAAAAAAUUGUGGUGUCAAUUUUUGUUAUUCUUUAUCAGCACUUUGUCUUUUUUGCUUAUCCCAGCAGUUUUAAAGAUAUUUCCAGCUUCUUCAGUAUUUGCAACGAAAUGUCACGAGUUUACUCUGCCCUGGAGUUUGAAGAGGCAAUUCUGGCCAACAGUCCGGAAUGUUUCUUCACCUUGGGUCAACUGGGCAGAGUUCAAGCCAAGCCCAUUGUCCGAAUUGAAGAUGAAGACACGGACGAUGAGUGCUUUGAGGACUUGAAAGUGCAAGCACUGUUUCAGAAGCUAAAUCCACGCCCGGAAGUUCCCGGACAACUGCUCAAGCCGGAAUCACAGUUUUGCGACAAGGAGAUCACGAGGCUGAUCCAGGAGACGCACUUGCUUGGCAAGAAGCAGGGCAGACAAACAGUCAUGGGGAAUGCGCCGAACCCAAAGAAUUACAGCAAGAAGAGUAAACCUAUCGUGAUUUCCUCAUCUUCAAGCGAUUGUGUCGAAAUCGUGGAAGAGCCUAAGAAGAAGCCGAAGAAGAGGCGCACAAAGCUUCUGCUCAAUCCGGCUGCACUGCAGAUAAGCAAGACAGCCUCUACCGAAGCGCCAAAGCCUGAAACUCCUGAGCCUCCUGAACUUUUGUCGUCGGAAAAGACUCCAAAGCCUGAUAAGAAUCAACAGAAGCCAAAGGAGAAAUUCUAUUCGCCCAAAGAAUUGUACGAGCUGAAGAAGGGACUUGAAAAAGCUCACUGAAGCUGAUAAUCUGGCCAGCAGUCUCCCAAAGAGUCUCUAAUUAAGUGCAUUUUACCUUGAAGUGAAAAGACUGUUGGCUUAAUGCUCAAGACGGAUGAUGAAUGUAAGUUUUUCAGUGGUCACAAAGAUUUGUGCCAUCAGAUAUGAUCCCAUGGAUCACUCAUGAGUUACUGCAGAGUUGUGCCUUUACAUGCUCUCUCAACAUGUUGACGAAUUUCAAGUAAACUUUGCAAUGAACUUUCUUAGCAUUGUUAAAGAUUGAAGAGAUAAUAGUGCGUUAAAAAUGGAUUUAAAAAAAUAUUUGUAAUCAGAUCAUUUUUUACGUUUUUAAUGAGGAUUUUCACAACUAAUAAAAUGAAAAUAAAUGUUAUGAGUAAAUGAAUUAUA